UGUCAAAAAGUUCUUUCAAUACUUGUCAUAUUUUUUUCCUUUAUAUUUCUCUAUUUGCUUGUCCCCCCUCAGAUCCUUCGCACCCGGCGCAAUAUAGCUGUAUCUACCCCUUUAACUCUCUCACAAGUCCCAUUCCACUCAACUUUCUCCAACAUCACAACCCUCUUUGCCCCUUUCUCUCCACUUUACCAAUUCCCCUUUUUCCCUUUUCCUUCUUUCAUUUCUUUGACAACUUAUCUCCAAAACAACAUGGCACACAACAACACCCACAGGCGCAUUUUAGCAGCUCCAGACCAUAAUCCUAAAACUUCCAUUUCCAUGGAUCCCACUCUCAAAAAGCAACCAAAACCCACCCCCUUUACCUCUAAAAGUACUACAGACAACAUCUCCAAUCAAUUUUCCCAUCUCUAUGCAAAUCACAAAAUCCUUAAAUCUUCCUUAAAAUCCUCUUCUGGGCAUAAAUCAUAUUCACUUGACACACACUUAAAGGUCAAAUCUUGGACUGAUUCAUCUGUUUAUGAUUCCUCAUGCUCAGCUCUGACCAAGUCAAAGAGCCAACAUGGGAAGGUGAAAAAAUCUGUCCAUGAUGAUGAGAAAAUAGAGGCAAUUAUCAAGAAAGUACCACAAAAGGGUAAAGAGUUCCACAAAGAGGUGGAUGUUAAAAGGGCAUUUGUUAAUUUGUCUAAAAGUCAAGAAAUUGAAAGGUUCAAGGGAUUUGAUGAGAUAAAAAAGCAAUCUUUAUCAGUACCAUUGAAGAAUAGUGGAAGGAGGAAAUCAAUUUGCAGUUCAAAAAUUGAGUUGGGUGAUUUCUUUUCUUCUAGUGGUGUGAAAGUUGUGUCUGUUGACAUGCCACCAUUUAUGCAGAUUCAUGCUGUCAAUUGUGCAAGAAAGACUCAUGAUAGCUUGGAAAAGUUUACAUCUAAAGCUCUUGCUCUUACCCUGAAAAAGGCGUUUGAUGAAGUGUAUGGACCAGCAUGGCACUGUAUAGUAGGGACGAAUUUUGGUUCCUUUGUAACACAUUCUGUUGGUGGUUUUAUGUAUUUUUCUAUGGAUCACAAGCUAUAUGUACUCCUCUUCAAGACUACUGUACAAAAAGCAGAAUCUAGUUGAAAAUGUUGAGGUGAAUAAUUCAUUCUAGUACACACCAAAGUUAUAGUAACAAUGUGAUGUCUACCAAGUAAUUAUGUUAAUUUUGUACUCAACUUUUUCAGUUUUCAAUA
This is a messenger RNA of Solanum dulcamara, 1220 nucleotides long. RefSeq lists its product as uncharacterized. The record is from RefSeq and is a predicted model, not a curated record. Gene Ontology annotation, cellular component: dynein complex. Gene Ontology annotation, molecular function: dynein light intermediate chain binding; dynein intermediate chain binding. Lineage: Eukaryota; Viridiplantae; Streptophyta; Magnoliopsida; Solanales; Solanaceae. Bases 250 to 1110 code for a protein of 286 amino acids. Gene Ontology annotation, biological process: microtubule-based process. The transcript has 2 exons.